Patiria miniata (bat star) is the source of this 3879-nucleotide messenger RNA. RefSeq lists its product as uncharacterized. NCBI's taxonomy places the organism in Eukaryota, Metazoa, Echinodermata, Asteroidea, Valvatida, Asterinidae. Gene Ontology annotation, molecular function: G protein-coupled receptor activity. The record is from RefSeq and is a predicted model, not a curated record. Gene Ontology annotation, biological process: cell surface receptor signaling pathway; G protein-coupled receptor signaling pathway. Bases 39 to 3656 code for a protein of 1205 amino acids. Gene Ontology annotation, cellular component: membrane. The transcript has 6 exons.
AUGAACAAGACACGUGGUUAAUUUGUGGAUUUGCAGGAAUGCCAGAUUUCGAAUUGCGACUGGUUGAGGAGGGGUUACUUGGUGCCACUAGAGGACUCGUCCAGGGCCGCUGCGGUGGGAGGCAGAAAUGGGGCGCCAUCUGUAGCAACACAUUCGACCUGUCAACCGCUGGGCACGUUGCCUGCCGCGAUUUGGGACAGCCUCCCGCCAUUUCGGUAGGAGAGGUAGACCCCGGUGCGGUUUAUCCAGGGCACGCUCCCGACUACACGCUUUUCGUAGACAUCGGUUGUGUUGGGGACGAAGCGAGUCUGAGCGAAUGCGAACACUACUCGCUGCGGCAGUGCGAGAGUUAUGCCACUCUGGAAUGCUUUAACGGAACGAGGGAUAUCAGAGAUAUCGACAUUAAGCUGGUGAAUGGCAGAGCCCCCAACGAGGGGCGAGUCUUAGUCCGCUGGUCCUCAGACUUUGAAUGGACGGCAAUGUGCUUCAGUUUGAAUUACACCGAAGCCGUGGCUUUUGAGUUGUGCAGGUGGCUUGGUUACCCGUUUGUGUGCGGCAAGGAGGCGGCAGGGGCGGGGCGGACCGAUGACCCCUCCUUGGCGAACAUAUCCAGCGUGGCAUAUCUAACCACGUGCAGGUCAGACCCGAACGAUGUCUUCGCAGGGGGUUGCUCCCUCUCUGCGACGCCUGAUCCCGUUGAUGAGACUCCUUGUUCUCAUGAACAGGACAUGUGGUUAUCGUGUGGGUUUGCGGGAAUGCCGGACUUUGAAAUGCGCCUGGCGGAGGAGACAUCCGAUAGUUCCAGGAGACUCGUUCAGGGCCGCUGCGGUGGGAUACACAAUUGGGGCGCUGUCUGCGGUAACCGAUUUGCCAAGCAAAGGGCCGGACGUGUUGUAUGUCGAGAUCUUGGACUGUCUAAUUACUCCAUAUCGACAGGAGCACUAGCCUUGGGAGAGGUUGAUGCGCAGCUGGUGCCCGACUACAUGUUGUUUGUUGACAUUGGGUGUGUCGGCAACGAAUCGAGUCUGAGCGAGUGCGAACACUUCUCACUUAGGCAGUGUAACAGCUACUUCACAGUAGAGUGUUUUACCGAAAUUCGGGAGUAUGCAGAGACUGCUUAUCUGUGUGGUUCUAAGCAACUUUGUGGCCAAGAAUGCAAUCAACAGAUUCAUCCUCUACCGGACAGUACUGACGUAUUCCACUACUGCAAGUGCGACGACGCCUGCGUUCUAUUCGACGACUGUUGUUUCGACAGCGCCGAUGUUUGCGACCGGAUACCGCCAAGUUUAGAGCUUGGGGGAUUCACGGCUGAUUGGUUUGGCUGCGUCUGGGUACUGGGAAGUCAGUUCACUCACAUUGGCUAUGUGAUGGUCGACCGCUGCCCAGACGACUGGAGAGACGGAAGCAUGCGUUCUUUGUGUGACAAGCCCGUCGAUGCGACAGACGUCAUUGGGUCGAUGCCAGUCUACGACGAGCAAGGUGUGGAUUUUAAGAACAUCUUCUGCGCCCUUUGUAACGGCAGGUCUCUGAAUAGGUUAAACAGGUGGGAUGUUUUGGGUUCCGACAACGGAAUAGAAAGUACCGUGAACACAUAUUACCCAUCUCUAAACCAGACCCUACCGACAAAGGGCUGGGUUAGCAAUCCACCGGAAAAUCAUACAGAAAUACGUAAGUGCCCCGCUCAUGUCAUUGACACCUGUCUGGAUGAGUUUCGCGGCACUGAGACGGAGAGAGCUUGCAGAUCGUACUAUGCACCCAUACGAGCCGACGAGAAAAACAUUCGGUAUCGUAACCCACAUUGUGCUAUGUGCAACGGCAAGGUACUUGUGCCAGAUAACUCCUGCAUGGACCAAGUCUGUCGGGAUAAAUGCGAACCGGAACCGUGGGGUGGUUGCCAGAGUAUUUGCAGCCCGUACGACGACUUCUUCACAAUUGAGGUUCUCUUUGACUUCACCUCCUCCUCUUCCAUCAAUGGGAGGUCCUGCUCGGAAGGGCAGAUCUAUGAUCCAUUCCUAGAGAGGUGCCGAGUGCUGACGUGCGCAGCUGGGUAUCGAAUCAACGGCGACGAGUGUGUGGCAUACACUCCGGCAGAUCCGCCCAUAAACGGCAGUAAGGAGACAUCUGCGAUCGAAUGCUGGGCAAAGCGUCUUGGCAAAGACACAGCCGGCGGGCAAGCCUUAUUGGCAGGACAGACGAUCAUCAUGAAGGACCCAGAUGCGGACCAGUUGUCAGCUCUUGUUCUCCUAACCACCGCUGGUGAAGCGCUUGACAUUGUAGCAGCUUUUGAUGAUGCGCUUGAAUCAAUAGACAACUCAACUACACUUUCUGAAUUAUUUUGCAACAUAUCUACGCUGUCGAUUUUAGUGCCGUUUGCUUUUGCAGCUUCUAGUAACUGUCAGACUGUAAAUGGAAAUGAAACAUUCUCAGGAUAUGUUGGAAACCUUUUCGAGGUGGUAAGGUUUCAAGAUAUCGGACACAAGAUAGAGUACACAAAGCAAAGAGCAGAACCUCUAUGCCUGAAGGUUGCCGACCUGAAUUGCUCAUCUCUUCUGACAUUAAAGGGUUCCGAGUACAUGAUCUUGGCUGAUGAGAUUUUAGAAGUUGAUGUAAGCGGCAUUCGUAUAUCCGAGGAUGAAUAUGUUCGUUUCCCAGACGGAUCUGCAGUCACAUGUUCUUUCACAGAGCCGCUGCCCGAGGGCCUGGAGCAGAAGAUCAGAAGGGCAAUUUCCUUUGCAGGUAGCUGCCUGUCUUUGCUGGCACUUGCCGCCACUUUCGUCACCUACUGCAUCUUUCCUGAGCUCCGGAACACCGCAGGCAAGUCAACGAUGAACCUGGUGGUGGCGCUCUUCGUCGCCAUCUUGCUAUUUCUACUGACGGGCUACCUCAGGCAGAGCCACGUCGCUUGUGUAACCGGUGCCGUGGCGGCGCAUUUCGCCUGGCUGGCCGCUUUCUGCUGGAUGACUGUCGUGAGCUUUAACGUCGCUCGCACCCUGGCCUCCAAAGUAUCUCGGCCACGUCGUGGCAGAGGAAUCGAUCGUUCACUAGUCAACUACAUGUGUCUUGCCUGGGGGAUCCCCCUGAUCAUAGUGACCAUCUGUCUGGCCCUCCAGUUCUGCAACUGCACCCGCCUACCUACAAUCUACGCAGAGAGCAACAUCUGUUGGAUCACUGACGCCAACGUUCGCGUGGUCGUCUUCUUGGUACCGGUUGCGGUGAGCCUGGCUCUGAACCUCACCUUGUAUGUCUUCACAGUGAUCAACUUCUGGAGAAACAGGCAAUUAAGCAAGGCUGCUCGGAACCAAACAACGACGGACGCGGUCAGAGAAGAACUCUCCGUCUACUUAAAGAUCUGCGCACUUGUUGGCGUGACCUGGGUGUUCGGUUUCGUGUCUCAGUCAGUGACUGGCAUCGUAGUCUUCUCCUACAUCUACAUCCUUCUCAACUACCUCCAGGGAAUCUUCAUCUUCAUCGCCUUCUGUCUGAACAAGAGAGUCCGGGGUCUGUGGAGGCAGAAGCUGAGAAAGAUGCCGGCACACACCGGGAAGACAAAUAUAAAUCCGACUCCUCAUCAUCCGAAACAGCAAACGGACACAAUGUCCUCUGGGAUGCCCGGGACAAGUCAUUCGAAGAAGACCACAGAAAGCACCCAUCUGUAAAUCUUGUCUCUCCAACCUGGGGGCUCAGAACAAUAAAAGUAUCAUUGCGCUAUGAUUUACUACCCCUACUACCCAGGCCAAAAUGAAAACAUUCCAGAGACCAUCUCAGCUCCCAUGGGAGGAUGCAGCUCAAUGCUGCACUAUCGGCGCAAUCGGCUAAACCAAACACAUGACCAUCUCUACCCUUAAAGGUCAGGUACCCUUUUACUCCUGGGUGGGAAGA